Molecule: messenger RNA, 303 nt
Organism: Linnemannia hyalina
Lineage: Eukaryota; Fungi; Mortierellomycota; Mortierellomycetes; Mortierellales; Mortierellaceae
Source: the annotation of a GenBank genome assembly
AUGUCAGAAAGCGAAUACGUGACCCUCGAAUCCUCAGACGGAUUCCAAUUCGUCAUUCACCGCGAAGUCGCCAUGCUUUCCGGCACCGUCAAGAACAUGCUCUCCAGCCCUGGUCAUUUCACGGAAUCGACGGAGGGUGUAAUCCAAUUCAGAGAUAUUAAGGCAAUCAUCUUGGAGAAGGUCUGCCAAUACUGGUACUACAAGGCGCGACACUUGAACUCGGUGACAGAGAUUCCACACUUUGAGAUCGAACCCGAAUACGCACUCGAGACUCUCAUGGCCGCCGAUUUCCUCGACACAUAA